UCAAAAAGAGGCGAGGAGCCAUCAAUCGCAAAAUUCACGUGGAGUUCAAUUUAAAUUUCAAAUUUUCAUUCUAAUAGAAUUGUUAAAGUUAUUAAGUAAAAAUAAAUUUGUGAAUACUUUUCUAUUGAAAUAGUCUGUCCAUUGUUAAGCAAAAAUGGCGGAGUAUGUAGAGCAGAGUACAGAGGAAAUGCUCCCAGAGUUGGAGCAAAUGUGUCGAGUCGGUUUGUUUACAAAAAAGGAAACAAGCAAAAUUCUGGAGAAGAGAAAAGGUCAUGAGUAUAAACUUCGUCGUAAGCAGAAGCAGAAAGAAGACUUUCUACAAUAUAUCCAGUAUGAGACCAAUCUAUUGGCACUUGUUCGCAAGAGGAGAGAUAGAACUGGGUACACCCACAAGAAGAUUGAGAUCGAUAACAACAUAACCAGUAGGAUACACAGACUGUUCAAGUUGGCGCUCUAUAGAUUUCCAGAAGACCUGAAACUCUGGCUGUCUUACAUAGCCUUUGCCAAACAGCUUAAAGCCUUGGACCUGAUCAGUCGACAGUACAGCAAGAUGUUGGCAGUGCAUGAUAAGAAACCAGAUCUGUGGUUGUCUGCUGCCAAGUGGGAGUUUGAAGACAACAACAACUCAGACAAUGCCCGAAAACUUCUACAAAGGGGGCUCAGGUUCAACCCUGAGGCAAGGAAACUCUGGCUUGAGUACUACAGAAUGGAGUUGCUGUAUGCAGAAAAGACACGUAAACGUAGAGAGUUGCUUGAGUUAGGCGAGGACGAGAACUCUGACACUGUGUUGAGUGGUCAAGUGGCCUUUGUGGUGUUCGAUCAAGCGCGACAGGCAAUUCCUGAUGAUGUCAGUUUCCUGGUGCAGUUUCUUCCAAUCUGUCAGCUGUUUGACUUCACAAAGGAUCAUGAAGCAGACAUCUGUAAAGAACUGAAGGAGAAGUAUUCAGAAGAGCCACUGGCCUGGGAUGCCCUUGCCAAACGCCAUCUAGGUAGAAAGGAGGACCUGACUGUCACUGAUAACCCUGAGAAGCUCUUCCAUGAUGUUUACAUGGACGCCAUCUCUACAUUGAACUCUGGCAAGAUCUGGGAGCUGUACAUCCUGGCGUGCCUUGACCUCUUCCAGAAGGCAAGCAAGAAGUCCCUGAGACUCAAGCGUCUGAAACGGUCGUUACUGGUGCUGCAGAAGGCCCGGGAUGCUGGUCAUGUGACUGCGCCUCUAUACGCCAGAUGGGUGGACCUCCUCAGUCUGACGGGUCUGCCAGAGGAGGCGCUGGACGUCUGCUGCGCGGGUCUUGAGGCACACCCAGGGGAGACCACUCUGUGGGAGAGGCGACUCUCGAUGAUGGUCAGUCUGCGCCAUGACGCCACCACUGUCCAGGAGGCGCUCAAUGACGCUCAAAAACACAUUCCAAAGCAGGAGAGCUGGCCACUGGUUCAAAUGGUUCUGGAACACAACAUCAGCUGUAAUGCUGCCAAUGAGACCGUGAAAUUGCUUGAGAUAUCCAUGAUUGACCAUGCAGCUGUAAGUCAGCCAGCCAAGGAAUUCUUCCUUGAAUACGAGUACCUUCAGCAUGGCAUAGCUCACACCAGAACUGUGUACAACAGACUGUGCAAGUACAAGCCCCUGUCCCAGCAGCUGUACAGGGCCUACAUCAGCAUGGAGCUUGCCCAGCCCAAGCCCAAGAUGAAGUUGGUGAGGGCAGCGUAUGAGGAGGCACUGAGGGAGCACGGGGACCAGGCACCAGAUUUAUGGCUAGACUAUAUCCGACUGGAGAGUUCAGGCCUGAAAGGGAAGAUGGAGAAAGUGGGCCAGAUCCAUUUUCGGGCAGUGAAGGCUCUGCAAGGGGCACACAACCAGGAAUUCCUGAGGCGGUACACCCUGCUGCAGACAUCAGAGGCCAGUUGAGCCACACCAGGACAAGGAAAGGGGAAUCACAUGUCUUGGAUCUUGAAUUAUGUUGAAGGCCCGAUCUUAAAUAUCUUGUUAACAAAUUUGAACAUCUGUCAAUUUCUUCAAAUUUAUACAAUUCUAUAAGAAAAGAUUCCUCCAUUCAUACCUUUUAUGCCCCCGGAUCAAAAGAUUGGGGGUAUAUUGUUUUUGGCCUGUCUCAGCUGUCAUUGUAUGUGUCCGUGUGUGUGUCCCAAAACUUUAACCAAAACUUUAACCUUUUUCAUAACUUUUGCAAUAUUGAACGUAGAAACUUGAUAUUUGGGAUGCAUGUGUAUCUCAUGAAGCUGCACAUUUUGAGUAGUGACAGGUCAAGGUAAUCCUUCAAGGUCAAAGGUUAAAAAAAAAAUUCAAAGCGGCGCAUUAGGGGGCUUUGUGUUUCUUACAAACACAUCUCUUGUUCAUAAAUGUCCUAAAUUAAAAAAAUGAAUAUUAUAAUUGUAGAUCUUUCUGCUCUAUUUGCAAAAGUGUUAGAGAAAUUACACUGUAGAUCUGUUUGCUCUUAUUGCAAAAAUAUUAAAGAAAAACUAUUUUCAAGUAUUAAAGAAAAAACUAUUAAAAAAGUAUUGAAGAAAAUACCUUGUAGAUAUGUUUGCUCUAUUUGCAAUAGUAUUAAAGAAAAAACAUUGAAUAUUUAUUUGCUCUAUUAUAGUCUUUUUUGGAAUUUGCUGAUUAAGAAAAUAAUUGAUAUAAAUUAAAAUAGUUUUGAUAAAAAACUUAAAUAAUAGCAUGAGUUGAUAUGAAUACAACAAUAUUUGUUUUGCAAAAAAUGUAAUGCACAUGUAUAAUUUUGUUAACAGUAAGGCCAGAAUGAUGCAUAUAUAAAUACAAGUUCAGCAUUA
Messenger RNA from Dreissena polymorpha, 2790 nucleotides. Its product is annotated as U3 small nucleolar RNA-associated protein 6 homolog. Lineage: Eukaryota; Metazoa; Mollusca; Bivalvia; Myida; Dreissenidae. The record is from RefSeq and is a predicted model, not a curated record. The coding region runs from base 155 to 1906 and encodes 583 amino acids. The transcript is spliced from 19 exons. Gene Ontology annotation, biological process: maturation of SSU-rRNA from tricistronic rRNA transcript (SSU-rRNA, 5.8S rRNA, LSU-rRNA). Gene Ontology annotation, cellular component: small-subunit processome; Pwp2p-containing subcomplex of 90S preribosome. Gene Ontology annotation, molecular function: protein binding; snoRNA binding.